GACGUCACAGGGGACGUUGGAGGGGGGGGGUCUGUCAGCCAUGGGAAUCCGUCUAUGAGUGUACCGUCAUAAUAUUCAAGGAUGCCUUUGGGUUUAAGGCCUACGUGCAGUGUUUGCAAAACGAGCUCUUCUUCCAUGUGGAAGAAGAGCAACCAGGGAGAGAUUUUGUGCAACAACUGUACAGGUAAAGGUAACCAUAGUGCGGGCAGUGGAGGGACAGUGUCAGCUGCAUUAUCGUCUGCACAGCAAAAUAAUGGCGGGGGGAAGCAGACUAAACAGGAAAUCCACAGAAGAUCUGCAAGGUUACGGAACACCAAGUAUAAGUCUGCACCAGCAACAGAAAAAAAGGUUUCCACUAAAGGGAAAGGAAGAAGGCAUAUUUUCAAGCUAAAAAAUCCCAUCAAAGCACCAGAGUCUGUUUCGACCAUCAUCACCUCGGACUCCAUCUUCUUUAAUGGAAUCUACUAUCAGACAGGUGAUGUUGUCUCUGUGGUCGAUGAAGAGGAUGGAAAGACCUAUUAUGCUCAGAUCCGAGGCUUUGUUCAGGACCAGUACUGUGAGAAGAGUGCAGCUCUGACUUGGUUAAUUCCUACUUUGGCCAGUCCUAAAGAUCACUUUGAUCCUUCCACCUAUAUUGUAGGACCAGAAGAAGAUAUCCCAAGGAAAAUGGCAUAUUUAGAGUUUGUAUGCCAUGCACCUUCUGAAUAUUUUAAAUCUCGUUCAUCACCAUUUCCUACGGUUCCUACAAAACAAGAAAAGGGUUAUAUCUGGACUCAUGUUGGGCCCACACCUGCAAUAACUGUUAAAGAAACAGUAAACAGUAGUGCUUGAUUGUUUGCAGGACUUGUUUUGAAGCAAAUCCAAUCCCGGGAAGUUUUCAGAUUUCUUUUUACCAAAUACACAGCACCUUUUCAACUGCAGAAUCAAAACAAAUGCAAGUUUAUUUUCCAUUGACAAGAUCCUGUGAACUAUGCUGCUCAGUUUUGAACUGACCUUUUAUGCUGUACUUUGUAUAUAUUUAAAGUGUUAACAUUUGUUUAUACCAUGAAUUUGAUGAAAAAUGUUUUAGCACAAUAUAAUCAUUAGUCGUAACAGUGACAGUGGCGCACUUUAAUUUUGUUUCAUUGAAGAGGGAACAUUUUCCUGACUGUCCAUAAGGUAUUGGGUGGGAUCUCUUCUGAUCAGCAGUACUUAUGAGCCUAAAGCAGAUGCAUUAGUACAGAUAUCUCAUUUUGUUACUUGUUUUUGCUUGGUGGCUGACAGACACAGUAAGCCUAUUAAGUCUUUGUAUCUGCCUUUUCAUCAUCCAUGUCUUUUCAGAGCCAUAACCAGGGCAGGGUGAAGGAAGACACUGCCGUGGGUGCAAGCUGUCAGCUGGUGCAGGGAUGACUUCAUAAAUCUGUUAUCGUAAGAACUUUGCUACAGUUUCAGGAGAAAGAUUUUUUUUUUGCACUUUAUCUUAGUUGGGAGGAUGCCAGAUGACCUGUGUAUGGUUUUGCUUCUCACCCCAUCUUCACCCACCUGCCAGUGCCCUGUUGAAUACUUCUUUGUAUUUAAUGUCCAUCCACUAGAACACCAUUCCUUGGGUGUGCAGGCUCUCUGUGAAGCUCUACUUUAGCAGAUCUAGGGAAUAAUUUAUUAUCUGUGAUCUCUCCCAAAUUAGCCAUUUCUGUUUAGCAUGACCCGUUCAAACCCAUCUAGACUGCUUUUUUCCGCUGCCGUAGUCUUUGGUUAUAGCCAUUCUUCUCCAUCCAAGGUACUCUCCUUGUGGCUUUCCUCUUGACUGUUGGACUCCUUCCAGAAGCGGUCUUUCUGCUUGUAUGUCCAUACUCAAGAUGUGGCAAACAGGGCCUGGUUGGGCAGGAGCAUCAUCCUUUGGUUCUGGAAUUUAUUCUCUUGUGGAAACUUACUGGCAUUUUGUUUGGUGCUGCCACUGGCAUCCCAGUGUUCUUGGGAGUUCAUUCCAGGUGUGGUCAAAGUUUUGGUCCUAGUACUCCAGUCAACUUUUCCAUUCUUGGCUACCUAAUUAGCCCCCCCGUGUGUAUGUGUAAUAAAUUAUAUACAAAGAUAGAUGGAGAGAUUGUGUUGUACUGCAUUUGAGCUAUUAUGUUUGGCAUAUACUUUGUAUGUUGAUUUGUCCUGUGGUUCUCUACAGCUUGUUUCUCACUUUGGAACAGAGUUUAGCCCAUUGUGUGCUCUAAACUUUGCUGGAGUGCUAAAGUCAUACACCUUUCCCUAAGAAAAGAUUUCUACUCUGGCUGCUGCACCCCCCCCCCCCCCCCAAGAAGCUUUUUAGUUUAUAUGCACUUAUGACUCCAGGUCACUUAUGUUGCAGACAGAACGCAGAAUAGUCCAUUUCAUUUACCUUAGCAGACUGGGAGUGACUUUCUUAGCUGUGCCCCAUUUUUAUAAUUAGCGUACUGCUUACCAAGUAUACAACAGUAAAUUUAAAAAUGCACACUAUGUAAAACCAAGCAAGCGAGUUAAUAGUAAAAUAAUGCUGAACCAGAAGAGUGAUCUGAACCUAAUUUCUUUAAGCAGGAAGGUAUAUUAGUAGAUGAAAGUGAUGGCAAAUAUUGUGACCACAGUACAUUUCUACUUGUAAAGUAUUUUCAGAGACUGCAGCAAGAGAAACAAACAAAUAAUAAAUAAAUAAAUAAAUAAAUAUAUAAAAUAAAUGUCAAAAUAAGACAGUGAAGUGCCAAAAAACAAAUGUCCAGGGUUGAAACUUUCAGUUACAAGAUUGCUGUUGCAUUUCUUCCAAACUUUUUCCUUGAUUGUGACACAGAACGCGGAGAACAUAAUUCACUAUCUGCGAUUCUUUCUUGCUUGAGGACUUUUUUUGUGAGGAGAAUGAACAAUGCUUGUCCUGACUAAUGCUUCCUUCCUUGACUGUGUCACUUCAUUUCUGUGUUUAUUUAUUUUGGUUCUAAAUAUUGUGUAUUGUUUAUUUUGUAAAACAGUUUAAACAUAUUUUGUUUUGUACAACUUAAUCCAUUAUUGUUUAGGCUUGUAGCUAUUGUCCUUUGGUUGUCUGUUAUGCAGUUUGAUACUUUUUUCUUUUUCAAAGGCAUAACAGUCCUUGAAAUUAUUCACAUCUGAAACAUUCAGCAGUGAUUACUUGUAUCUACAAUGUCAUAAUUUUAUAUCGUGUUAAGUUUUUUGAUGUUUCAAUUUCUAUUUCAUGAUAAAAUGUGUUUUAUGGUUUUCUUAA
Protopterus annectens (West African lungfish) is the source of this 3214-nucleotide messenger RNA. It is a transcript of the gene GATAD1, whose product is annotated as GATA zinc finger domain containing 1. Bases 82 to 831 code for a protein of 249 amino acids. NCBI's taxonomy places the organism in Eukaryota, Metazoa, Chordata, Ceratodontiformes, Protopteridae. Gene Ontology annotation, biological process: chromatin organization; regulation of DNA-templated transcription. Gene Ontology annotation, molecular function: sequence-specific DNA binding; zinc ion binding. The record is from RefSeq and is a predicted model, not a curated record. Gene Ontology annotation, cellular component: nucleus. The transcript has 5 exons.